Messenger RNA from Pangasianodon hypophthalmus (striped catfish), 1920 nucleotides. It is a transcript of the gene rbpms2b, whose product is annotated as RNA binding protein, mRNA processing factor 2b. Gene Ontology annotation, molecular function: protein homodimerization activity; mRNA binding. The transcript has 8 exons. The record is from RefSeq and is a predicted model, not a curated record. NCBI's taxonomy places the organism in Eukaryota, Metazoa, Chordata, Actinopteri, Siluriformes, Pangasiidae. The coding region runs from base 303 to 989 and encodes 228 amino acids. Gene Ontology annotation, biological process: negative regulation of smooth muscle cell differentiation.
CUCUGUCUGUGAUUGCUGCCUUUGAAGACCUUCACAUCUUCACUGCUGACCUAAUUUGCGCGCAGAGGGCAACAUGGCACAGGGUUCUCCAUGUGCUCCCGUUCUGUGCACCUCUAAAACGCUAUAAAUGUGAGCAGCAGUAGAGACGCCACUUCUUCCACUUUCUUAUCCCCACGGUGCACUUUUUCCACCUUUUCCUCCCUCCACCAGCUCACCUUCAGUUCGUUCAGUUCCUUUUCUCUCACCUGCUGAGUUUCGGGUUUGGCACCGCCGCACCACCAGCGCGCACUUUGGCACAUUGGAUGCACUUCAACAUCGGAAAAGGGGAAAAAAAAAAGUUUGUCUGCUCUGAGUGUUUUUUUUUUUUUUUUAAAAAAAGUUCUCCAACCACCAGAAUGAGUGUCAAAUCCGACUCCGAGCCCAACAACAACGUUGUUGAAGAGGAGGUCCGAACACUCUUUGUAAGUGGCCUGCCAACAGACAUCAAACCUCGUGAACUCUACCUCCUAUUUAGACCAUUUAAGGGUUAUGAAGGUUCUCUGAUCAAGUUAACAUCAAAGCAGCCUGUUGGGUUUGUAACCUUUGACAGUCGGUCUGGUGCUGAAGCAGCAAAAAACGCCUUAAAUGGUGUUCGAUUUGACCCUGAGAACCCGCAGACCCUCCGUUUAGAGUUUGCUAAAGCCAACACGAAGAUGGCAAAGAGUAAGCUGAUGGGCACGCCGAACCCCACAAAUAUCCACCCAGCUCUAGGGGCACACUUCAUAGCACGGGACCCAUAUGACCUGACAGGGGCAGCAUUGAUUCCUGCAUCUCCAGAGGCUUGGUCUCCAUACCCUCUGUACACAGCAGAGCUGAGCCCCGGGCUGCCCCACACUGCCUUCACCUACCCUGCUGCUGCAGCUGCCGCGGCCCUUCACGCACAGAUGCGUUGGUAUCCAGCAACGUCUGAGUCCUCUCAACCUGGAUGGAAAUCAAGGCAGUUCUGUUAAAGAUGAUAUGAAGGAUGGUAUCUACUUCUAAUGGAGUGAAUCUUUUGCAGCCCAUACUUGAUUUAGGCUGGCUCUUUGGGUUGUGGAAACAUCUCUCCAUCUUUCUGCUGAACAGGAGGCUCAGAUGGUACAACCAUACUAGCACUUGCCUUAUUUCUGUUAUGAAAUGUUUUGAAUAAGGAGUUUAUAAUAAGCAAUGAAGGUGUAAGGCUGCUUGCUUUGUUUUUCCAAUUCAGGGUCUGAGCCAAUCAGCUGACUUUUUUUUUUUUUUUUUUUUUUUUUAAGUAUUAUUUUUGGGGUGGGGGUUCAUGAACCAAAUAGGUUUGUGCCCCCUUGUCAUAUGUAUUUCUCCUUGUCUUGGUGUAAUCUAAUGUUUUGUUUGUUACCUUUAGUCCUUUGUGUUGGAUAUGAAAUAGUGGCCAGCUCAGUUUAGAGGGGUUGGGUGUGUGCCCAGACAGCUUGUGCAAGGUGUGACUAUGUGUGAGCUAUUAUUUUAAUGUGCCAUCUUGUCUAAGCUUGUAAACGUUUCCAUAUAAGACAGCUUGACCUUGCCAAAUACAGACAAUCCAAGUAUAAAGUAGUCUAUAUGGGGAGAAAAGUGUGCAAUUAAAUAAGUAAUCUAAGUUAUUUUUUUUUUGUUUAAUAUUUACUGAUUUAAUAUCCUGUAGAACAGUCGUAGAACUGUGUUUUUCCUUUGUUAGAUUUGUCAUGCUGACAGACGUCUAACACUGUGGGUGGCAGAUUUAACUGUUAACAUUAGAUUGCUGUAGAAGGAUGUAUGCUGGAUGAUGGUGCAUGAAGAUAAAAAUGAUGCAUGAAGGGGUUUUAAUGGAUUAUAGUACAUGCGGUCAAUACUGACAUUAGAAAUUUAUUUGUAAAAAAAAAGUCUGUAAAAUUGUAUGAUACAGUAUUAAAACAUGUUAAUGCAUUA